Prunus armeniaca (apricot) is the source of this 702-nucleotide messenger RNA. The record is from the annotation of a GenBank genome assembly. Lineage: Eukaryota; Viridiplantae; Streptophyta; Magnoliopsida; Rosales; Rosaceae.
AUGAAGAACACCAGCCUUUUUAUUCCAAUUCUUUUCUUGUUAUCGUUUUCCCUUCAACAAACAGUCCAAGUCUCCUCCUUUACACAGAGAAACCAGGAGUUUGAAAAAUCUGCAUCUUCAAGAACCCUUGAACAAGAGCACGAGCAUGCUCAUGAAGUACAUUGUUCCAGAGAAAGAAGUAGGGCAGCAUGGAAAAUUAUCGAGGAGUACCUGAUGCCGUUUCUGGAACAAGAGCACUAUGAGAUGUCAAGUAAGUGUCGACUUCAUCCUGACAAUGACCUAUUUAGGGAUCAGGAACAGCACAAGAUUCAUCUGGAUAUAAACGAAUGGCAGUGUGGAUACUGUAAGAAAAGCUUCCGUGCUGGAAAGUUUCUUGAUCAGCAUUUUGACAACAGACACUACAAUCUUCUGAAUGUAAGUGGCAGCAAGUGCUUAGCUGAUUUAUGCGGAGCUUUGCAUUGUGAUGUUGUAAUGGAUACCAAGUCAAGCAAGACCAAAUGCAAUCCUGCAGCUGCUGCAAGGAAUCACCAUCUAUGUGAGGGUCUUGCUGAUAGCUGUUUUCCUAUUAAUCAAGGUCCCUCAGCACGCCGCCUUAAUGAAUUGUUCUUGCACCAAUUUUGUCACGCUCACACUUGCUUGAGGAAACAUAAACAUUUUCCUAGAGGAGGAAAGAGAGAUGAGAACGGGAACCCAAGAUCUUAG